Messenger RNA from Anopheles moucheti, 1501 nucleotides. RefSeq lists its product as uncharacterized. The record is from RefSeq and is a predicted model, not a curated record. NCBI's taxonomy places the organism in Eukaryota, Metazoa, Arthropoda, Insecta, Diptera, Culicidae. Bases 19 to 1194 code for a protein of 391 amino acids. The transcript has 2 exons.
AUUGAAACGUGACCAAAAAUGGGUGAAUUUACUGGGGUGCUGUUUGCAAUAUUUGUUCUAGCGGGAAUCUCACCACAACAAGAGUGCAGUCCACUGUUCUUUUAUCCUCGUCCAGCACAACGGACAUCAUCCAGUGGGUCAGCAUCUUCGCCCGUUUCCACACCAGAUCAGCUUUCCAACGUUUCGAUAGCGUUGGGAAAUAGUAUCAACACCAGUACCGGCUUGGACGACUACGGAACCCGCGUUGAUGGAAUUACCGUCAAUGUGGUCAGACGACGUCGUCGUGAUAUUUGGAGCAUUCCCUCGAUUCUUGGUCCGAACAGUCCGAACGGGUCAUACAUUGCGAUCAACAACCAGAUUAUCCCAUUGCCGGACAAUCUGUCCAAUGUGUCACUAAACAUUGGACCUCUGCCCAAUCCUCAGCAGAUCCUCAACAUCUCGCAACCUUCUUCUGCCUCAUUUCUGCCAACUAUACCGGAGAACUACACCAAUGCUUUCCAGUCGCUGGUGACCGGGUUUGAGACAUUACCACUCGAUUUCAUGGACAACAUCGUUCGAAUGCUCUCAGCCGGCUAUCAGAACUCAUUCGGUCAGCUUUUUCUCGAACAAAGCUUUGAACGGCUAAACCAAACGCUCGAAUACGGCGGUACGGUCGUACGGAAUGGACUCCACAGUCUUGUCAACCAAACUGGACAAGGUUUUGAGCAGAUCAUCGCCAGCUUCAACGGUUCAUCAUCAGCAGUUCAACGGUGCAUCGGUAACAAUUUGAACCCUACGAGCGUGGCUAGAUCCGUCGUGGACAAAGGUUACAACUGCGUCAACCGCAAGUGGCAGGAACUGAAGGAACUGGCGGGAAACAUCGGUGAAGACAUUGUCGCUACGGAUAAAGGUGCCUCCGAAUUUCUCGCUAAUCUAACUACCUGCAAUGGGGCUAACUUUAAUGCUACCAACAACCUGUCGACAUCCCAACAGAACACACUACGCCGUCAGUGCUACGUGCGUACUAUCGUCUCCUUUCCACAGCCCCUUCUCUUCUUGCCAGUUUCGCUCGCAAUCGAUGGCACAAAGUUGUACGCUUCCGUUUCCGGAUUGGAGGCGGACCUAGCGGCAUGUACUGCUGAGGUUGCGCUCGAGAUCGGCAUGACAACCGCACAGAUCAGCACGAAGAUUGUGUUGUGUCAAAUAUUCUCCUAAACUCCGACGAACGGUGAUGAUGGUGAUCUCUCAGAAUGCUUGAAUAAAUCACUAACUUUGAAACCAAUUCUGCCAAUGAAGGUUAUUGAUAUUGGAAAUAGUCCCAAUUGCGGUCUGCAGAUGUACCAAACUUACCCAGCCUGAGUUCUCCGAAGUUGCCACAGCCGAUCUUUUUGCCAACGCGGAAGUUUGGGCCCACCAUCAGGACGCCGGAGGACGAGCUGACCGAAUGCCGUGCCGAAUACAUACUGCUGCCGCCUCGUGCACCACCGCCGCCGCCUCCACCGCCACCUCCUCCGCCUCCUCC